Archocentrus centrarchus (flier cichlid) is the source of this 1113-nucleotide messenger RNA. It is a transcript of the gene nr0b2a, whose product is annotated as nuclear receptor subfamily 0, group B, member 2a. NCBI's taxonomy places the organism in Eukaryota, Metazoa, Chordata, Actinopteri, Cichliformes, Cichlidae. Bases 2 to 850 code for a protein of 282 amino acids. Gene Ontology annotation, biological process: circadian rhythm; negative regulation of transcription by RNA polymerase II. Gene Ontology annotation, cellular component: cytoplasm; nucleus. The record is from RefSeq and is a predicted model, not a curated record. The transcript has 2 exons. Gene Ontology annotation, molecular function: transcription corepressor activity; transcription factor binding.
CAUGAAGAGCCCAUCCUGCAAGAGGACGCGCUCAUUUAACUGCACAGAACAUACAAUCUGUGAAUCGGUGAAAAUGGACGGCUCGUGCUGUUGUUCAACCAGCAGUGAUAGGCUUUCGAAUCCUAUCCUCUACAAGAUCCUCAGCCAAAUGGAUAGCAGCAGACCAAGCCAAGACAACUUUGACUACAGUUCAGUACCUCACAGAUGCAAAUGUGAGGUGCGACGGACAGUGUGUUUGAAAAGGCAAUCUGAGAUUUGCAAAGAAGCUUCAGCCGUUCUGGUUAAAACCCUAAAUUUCAUGAAAAACUUACCUGCUUUUAACCAACUGCCGCCAAACGACCAGUUCGCGCUUCUUAAAAGCUGCUGGGCGCCACUCUUCAUUUUGGGCCUGGCCCAGGAACGCGUGGACUUUGAGGUGACGGAUAUUCCUGCUGACAGCAUGCUGAAAAAGAUUCUCCUGAACAGACAGGAGAGCCCUGAGGUGGAAAGGGAGCAGCCCACCAUGGCCGGUGUCAGCAAACUCACGUCAUGCCUCAAAAAGUUUUGGAGUUUGGAUUUGAGCCCAAAGGAAUAUGCAUACCUCAAAGGGACCACAAUAUUUAAUCCAGAUGUACCAGAUUUGAAGGCAGCCCUGUUUGUGGAAGGGCUGCAACAGGAAGCUCAGCAUGCCUUAAGCAAGGUGGUGCAGCUCCUCCACCCGGGGGACCGGGACCGCUUUGCUCGAAUCCUCCUCACAGCCUCCAUGCUGCAGAGCAUCACACCCAGCCUCAUCACUGAACUCUUCUUCCGGCCUGUGAUAGGACAGGCGAAUCUGCUGGAGCUGCUGGUCGACAUGGUCUUCUACAGAUAGGAGAAAUGGAUUUUAGAACUUUUUCCUAGCAGCCCUCUGCGAAAGGAAGCAAUGCUUGACAGUGGGCUGCUCUAAAAUACAUUUACAAAAGAAAAAACAAACAAAAACUGUGAAUCGGUGAAGAUGGGGUUAUGAAUUGCUUACACUGACAAUGAAGCUGAGGUCACUGUAGCCCAGUCUGAAAAGAUUUUAUCCACUGAAUUGGAAAAAUGUGACUUUUUACAUUAGGACAGACUCUGUCUACUGUCCAUAUAUUUACUUGA